AAAAAUCCGGAAAUCGGGCACCUGCUCCAAGGUGUGAGAAAAUUGUAUUAUCGGACGACAGACAGAUAAGACUCUCCAACAUAAUCUACGCGACGCAAUUCAUUUGCCACGAAUUUAGAGAGGCAGAGAAAAAUAAAACAAUGCCCAGGAUUAUCGAAUGUGUCCCGAACUUUUCGGAAGGUCGGAAUAAGGAGGUAAUUGAGGCCAUUGCUAAUGCAAUAGCAUCAACAGAGGGAUGUAAUUUACUGGAUGUUGACCCUGGGGCCUCCACACAUCGCACUGUUUAUACAUUUGUGGGUACACCAGAGGCCAUUGUAGAAGGGGCUCUCAAUGGGGCACGGGUUGCCUAUCAAGCCAUCGAUAUGAGGAGGCACAAAGGUGAGCAUCCAAGAAUGGGAGCCCUGGAUGUGUGUCCGUUUAUCCCAGUCCAGAACGUCAGUAUGGAGGAGUGUGUGGAAUGUGCCAAGGAGUUCGGAGAGAAACUCGCCAUGGAGCUCGGAGUUCCAGUGUAUUUGUAUGCUGAGGCAACAGAUAACCCAGACAGGAAGUCACUUCCGUACAUAAGACAAGGCGAAUAUGAAUUACUGCCGGAAAAGCUGUCACAACCAGAAUGGAAACCAGACUUUGGACUACCAGAGUUUGUACCAAACUGGGGAGCUACGGUGACAGGGGCUAGGAAUUUCCUGAUUGCCUACAACAUCAACGUUCUGUCAACAAAGGAGCAGGCCCAUCGUAUCGCCCUCAACAUCCGCGAGCAGGGCAGGGGCAAAGAGCAGUGUUAUGGCACAGGUUUUGAUGCGGAAGGGCAUUAUGGGACAAAAUGGCAAUACCAGCCCGGGAGACUGAAGCAUGUCCAGGCUAUAGGUUGGUACCUGGAGGAGGCAAACAUGGCUCAGGUCUCCGUCAACAUCACUGACCACGACGAAACCCCCAUACACAAAGUCUACGAGGAGGUGCUCAAAGAUGCAGAGGACCUGAAUCUAGCUGUAUGCGGCUCACAAAUUGUUGGACUGGUUCCCCUGAAGGCGAUUCUACAGGCAGCAGACUAUUACAUGAAGAAAGAGAACCUGUUUAUCCUAGAGGAGGAUCAAAAACUCAGACUGGUAAUCAACAGACUGGGAUUAAACUCUCUUGGGCCAUUCAGCCCCAAGGAAAGGAUUAUUGAGUAUAUGAUAUCUGAUGGCCCUGAUGGAGGACCGCUUAUGUCAAUGGAUGUCAGGGACUUUGUGAUGACUGUGGGGUCAAGGUCACCAUCCCCUGGGGGAGGGUCAGUGUCAGCACUAGCAGCCAGCCUGGGAGCUUCUUUGGGAAGCAUGGUGGGAUUCCUGACCUAUGGAAACAAGAAGUUUUACGAGCUGGACAGUAAGAUGAGAGAGUUGAUUCCACCGCUGUAUAAAGCCAUGAAAGAUCUGAUGCAGUUUGUUGACGCAGAUGCUGCCGCAUACAGCGAAUAUAUGUUAGCAAUGAAGUUGCCUAAGGAUACAGAGGAAGAACAAAUGAUUCGAGAAUUAGCCAUGCAGGAAGGAAUCCAGACAGCCAUACAAGUUCCUGUGACAGUAUCAAGAAUUGCCAAUCAACUAUGGCCAACUCUUAAAGAGUUAUCUACUGUUUGUAACAUUAACUGUAAAUCUGACCUCCAGGUGGGAGUAAGAAUGCUGGAGACUGCGGUUUGGGGGACAUAUUAUAAUGUGACCACCAACUUGUCUGACCUGAAGGACCAAGAAUUCAAAACUCAGGUCCAAGAGGAGAUUUCUGCUGCUGUGAAAUAUGCACAGGAAGAGUGUGCCGCAAUCCUAAAAGUCCUACAAGACCGCAAGGAGUAGUCCAAUGUGUUCAAGAACUUAGAAUCUGCAAUAAAACCGUCCAUUUCCUGUUUGCCUGCUGAUGAGAAGCGAUGCUUUUUGUGAUGUUUUAUUAGAUGUGAGGUUUAUCCUUUUAAGUUUUAAUUACAAACUGUAAGGAGUUAAACAUUUGCAAUGGAGUACGUUAAAUCAAACCUGGUUGUUUUAAAACGUAACUUUUUUUCUGCCUAAAGUUUUUAAACUGAAAAAAAGUUCCCAUUAAGGUGCCUCAAGUUUCCUUUCACUGUAUAAAAAAAGAAAUGAAAACCAGACUUCAGAAAGCAGAAUUCAGAAACUUAUCGUUAACUAUUAAGAUGCCUAUCAUAAUUAUGGUAAGUAACAAAGUUACCAGUAAUUAGUAACUAUUAUUAAUUAGUAACAAAGUUACUAGUAACUUUGUUUGGAUUAGGAACUUUUUUAAUUUUCCUGCAUUUACUUUGUUUCUUUUGUUUUCAAUGACAUAUUUAGUUGCAAUUUUUUUUUAAAGAGAUGUUAGAUCAGUUUACAGAGUUAUAACUUGAUUGUUAAUGAUCCUUAGUAUUACUGUUAGAGUAUUUUCUUGUUUUUGAUUGAACGUACAAUCAUAUGUACUAGAAUUGUUUGAAUAAUGUUGAUUUUUAAAUCAGAGUUUAUAAUGUGUGUUAUUUACGAUCUUUUCACUUUUAGCAAAAAUUAUGGACUUACACUGAAUUUUAGUUACAUGUAUAGAUUUUAUGUUUAAUUUUCUUCGAAGAAUAGCUUAGAAAGAUUUGUUAAAAGUUUACUUUUAUCCAGGAGAUACACAAACAAUAUUGACUCGCAAGAUAGAAAUCCAUUUUCUUAUACCGGUACCUUAGAAUUUAGACAAUUUAGUUUGUUUUUCUUAGUAAAAAGAUGUAGAAAGUUAACGUCUUUAAAACAUUAGUAGAAAUUUGACCCCUUUGGUCUUCUUAUUUGUGGGCAAAGAAAAGUUUUUUUUGUAGUCCUUUUGAGAUGAAAGGUAGGGAGUAUGCAUCUUAUAGCCACCAUUUCAAUAUGAAUAAAAACUUCAUUUUAUUGCUUUAAUUUUCUACAUUGAUGAUCUUUCAUUACUCUUGGGACCAACAAGAUAUAUUUUAUUUACAGCAAUGUGAUAAAAAAAACCUACAUGUGUAUUAAUAUUGUACAUGUAUAUUUACAUGCAUUUAAAGUGAUUUUAAUUGAUGUGUUUACAAUUUUUUUUUACAAAUAAUCUGCAAAACAGUUUGACGAGAACAUUGUUUUCCAGAGUGAUUUAAUUUCCAUAAUAUAUUGAUAUAUUUCACGUGAAUUACAUGCAAUAAUUUGAAUAAGAAAUAUGCGUAUACUUCUUUAUUUUACAUU
This is a messenger RNA of Magallana angulata, 3182 nucleotides long. Its product is annotated as formimidoyltransferase-cyclodeaminase-like. The coding region runs from base 141 to 1823 and encodes 560 amino acids. The transcript is spliced from 16 exons. Lineage: Eukaryota; Metazoa; Mollusca; Bivalvia; Ostreida; Ostreidae. Gene Ontology annotation, molecular function: transferase activity; folic acid binding. The record is from RefSeq and is a predicted model, not a curated record.